Messenger RNA from Corylus avellana, 1428 nucleotides. The record is from RefSeq and is a predicted model, not a curated record. Lineage: Eukaryota; Viridiplantae; Streptophyta; Magnoliopsida; Fagales; Betulaceae.
AUGAAUAUCAUAAGUUGGAACUGUCGAGGGCUUGGGAACCUUCGAACAGUUCACGACCUUUGCCGGAUGGUGAAGGAAAAGCGCCCAAGUAUGGUUUUCCUUAUGGAAACCAAACUACGGAAAGUCAAAAUGGAGGUGAUCAGAUAUAAAUUAGGAUUUUCUAAUUUAUUUGUGGUGGACUGUGUCGGAAAAAGUGGGGGAUUGGCCCUUUUAUGGGGAGAUGACGUUGUUGUGGACAUACAAAAUUAUAGUCAAAGGCAUAUUAAUGGUAUUAUUCAAUCUCCGAAUUCAAACGUUCAAUGGAAAUUGACGGGGUUUUACGGACACCCGGAAGUUACCAAACGUCAUGAGGCAUGGGAACUCUUAAAAGUAUUGAGUCGGCUUCCUCCUACACCAUGGAUUUGCAUAGGUGACUUCAAUGAGGUUAUUUCCAAUGCAGAGAAGUGGGGUGGAAGUAGUCGUUCAUCGAACCACAUGAGGCUUUUUCAAGUGGCAUUGGAAGAUUGUGAACUCUCAGAUUUGGGCUUCCGCGGUCCCAAAUAUACGUGGAGUAAUUGUAGAGAUGGGUCUGAAUUUAUUAAAGAGCGUCUUGAUAGAGGAGUGGCUAAUGUGGCAUGGAGAGAGUUGUUCCCUGAUGUGGAGGUAAGGGUGGAGGUGUCAACAAAUUCGGAUCAUGCAGUGUUAAUUCUUUCCCUAAUACGGCAGCAGCGUGGGAAUUAUAAAUAUCGCCGAUUCAGAUAUGAAGCAUCGUGGGCCCUUGACAGGAGGUAUAAAACGAAAAUCAACCAGGUCUGGUCGGCUUCUACGUCAUUAGGGUGUAGUUGGGAUGCCAUUAAUCUUAAACUAUCAAGAUGCAAAAAAGAAUCUUUACAAUGGCAGCAGGAGAUUCGGGGUUCUACACAAGACACUAUAGGCCACUUACGGGACAAACUGAAUUUACUGCAAGGAAGGGAAGAUGAGGUGGCAGUGAAUGACAUUAAAUUGGUUAAGCAGAAUUUACAACUUUUGCUUGACCAAGAAGACUUAAAGUGGAAGCAGCGAGCGAAGGCCGAAUGGUUGAAAAAUGGAGAUAGGAAUACUAAAUACUACCAUGCUUGUGCUAAUUAUCGGAGGAACUUAAAUCAAAUUUCUACGAUUAAAGAUGAGCAGGGAGUAUUAUGGAAUUCUUUUGAUGAUGUGGGGAGGGCUUUUGUGAAUUAUUUUUUAGAUUUAUUCACUGCUAGUCCUGUAGGGAACAUGGAACCAUGCUUAGCGCACCUUGAGGAAAGGGUGUCAAGUCAUAUGAAUGAUGAGUUGCUGCAACCUUUUACCAGGGAAGAAGUGGGCUAUGCUCUUCACCAAAUGGCACCACUUAAAGCACCGGGCCCGGAUGGUUUUCCGGCUGGUUUUUUCCAACACCAUUGGGAAACUAUGGGUAAUGAGUGGUGA